Salmo salar (Atlantic salmon) is the source of this 2285-nucleotide messenger RNA. RefSeq names its product protein BTG3. The record is from RefSeq and is a predicted model, not a curated record. Lineage: Eukaryota; Metazoa; Chordata; Actinopteri; Salmoniformes; Salmonidae. Gene Ontology annotation, cellular component: cytoplasm; nucleus.
UUGUUUGUGGCGCUGGCAGAAUACUAAUGAGGUUUAAACAUUCAUGAGUCAAGUUGGCAACAGUUGUCCACAUGUUGAUGAGCAGCAAAUACGGUAUAUGAUUGGUUUUUAUUGUCAUUUUGUGAAAUCUGACAACUUUUGCUGUGUAGUUUAUUUCUUGAACAUUAUUUAUAACUUGCUAGUUUUUAGCGAGAUAAUAUAACUAGCUACAGUAAGGUUAGUCUAGUAGCUAAAUUAGCUAUCCCAAAUCAAGUUCUUCGAUCAUGCUGUUUGUGAACUUUUGUCUUAGCUAGUUUCACCUGAAAAGUUGUCACCAAAAUGUCUGCAAUUAAUACAUACAUAAUGCAUGUACAACUACAUAAUUUGUAAAGGUUUUGUUAUGUGCUAGCCAGCUAUGACUCACGGGCAGUCAUAUGGCUUAACGGGAUUUAUGCGUCACAGCGCGCCUUUCUGGACGAAGACCUGCCAGACUGUAAUGCCCUUUGGCUUUAACAAUAGUUAACCUGCUAAAUUAGCUUAAUGUUUACAUGCAAAGAGUUCUUGUCACCCUGUUUUGUGUUGUAAGGUAGGCUUUGCUUGCUACAUACUUCAAGGACAUUGAGAUUCAUUGAUGGAUGAAACCACUCAUGGGGGUAACAUGUUGCUUCCUAUUAUAGCUAAGCUAAAGUUUAUUGUUUGUUGUCAAAUGUGGUAACUAGCUACUAAUCUGACGAAAGACACGCUCGUAUAUCUUAAGAAUUUGGACCAUCAUUACAGCACAUCAGUGAAACAUGAUGAAAAAAGAGAUUGCAGCAGUGGUGUUUUUCCUGAAAAGACUGAUCAAAAAGGUGGAAAAGUUAGAGACCCAGAAACUGGACUUGUUUGUGGAGCAGUUUACUGUUGCCCUGCAGGAGAAGUUCAGGGGGCAUUGGUACCCUGACAACCCCAGCAAAGGACAGGCCUUCAGGUGUAUUCGGCUGAACAGGUUGCAGAAGGAGGAUCCAGAGUUGCUGCGGGCCUGCCAGGAGAGUGGGGUUCAGUACAAGGACCUUGGCCUGCCCAGAGAACUCACUCUGUGGGUAGACCCUGGGGAGGUGUGCUGCAGGUAUGGAGAGAAGAACCAUGCUUUCACGGUGGCCAGUUUUUUUGGUGAUGAGAAUGUGACUGAGAAGGUGACCAGCGCUGUGGAGAGGGUGACGUCUGACUACCACUUCGGUUCUUCUUCAGAUGAGGAUAGUGGCCUCAGGGAAACCCGUCCAUCCCCUACCUGCCCCUAAAAUCACCACACAUACCAGGUGAUCUACCCAGCUGCUCCUUUGUGGCGUCGUCAAGUGCCCAAGCAAAAGAAGAUGGGGCCUGGUAAAGGAUAUGACGUCCCUCCACGUCCUCCUCACUAUGGCUUCAGACCUCAAGGCAGACCCACCCAGCCCUUCAGACACAAAGGCUGGGCUCUGCCUGGCUAGAGAGGGGGGCUCGGAUACUGGGGUGGCACUCCAGGCCUGGCUUACUGUUAGGGACCACUGUAGCAAGUGUUGACGUUAGUAUUAGCCUGUUCCAGGUUCCCUGAGCUGUUGAGGCUAACCACUAGAGCGAGCAAUAGUUCAUGGGUGACAGGUAGCCUAGCGGUUAAGAGUGUUGGGUCAGUAACUGAAAGGUUGCUGGUUUAAAUCUCCGAGCCGACUAGGUAAAACAUCUGUCGAUGUGCCCUUGAGCAAGGCACUUAACCCUUAUUGCUCCUGUAAGUUGCUCUGGAGAAGAGUGUCUGCUAAGUGACUGACAUGUUAGAGGGAAUGGGAAUGAAGGGGCAAACAAAGUCCACCAAGAUGUCUGACCACAUUUUUUAAAUGUAUUUUUGUAGUGAGAUAGUCACUGGAAUUUGUUAUUUUUAUGAUAAGAACAUUAACUCUAUACACUUGAGAAAAUUUGUAAUCGUGUGAGUAAAAUAAUUCGUUGUAAUGGAUAAGGAAUAUAGGAAUUUUAUGUGUAUUUUAUAGAUACAAAGAUAUAUGUACUGUAUUUAUUUUUUAUGGGUUAAUUGUAUGAUACCUCCUGCUGUACUGUCCAUCAGUUACGUUCCAAUGAGAAAUUGUUUUAUUUAUUCAGUGUACUAGUAUAUCAGCCUCCAGUAUUUAUGCUGCAGUAGUUUAUGUGUCGGGGGGCUAGGGUCAGUCUGUUACAUCUGGAGUAUUUCUCUUGUCUUAUCCGGUGUCCUGUGUGUAUUUAAAUAUGCUCUCUCUAAUUCUCUUUCUCUCUUUCUGUCUUUCUCUCGGAGGACCUGAGCCCUAGGACCAUGCCUCAGGACUACC